AUAUUGUCCGUUAAAAAUCCGUGUGUAGGAUUCUGGUUUGGCUGGGGCUGCUGGAAGUCCUCCUGGGAGAGAACAUACAGCUUACCGAGAACAUUUGCCGAUUUUGUCAUCUAUCCUUGUUCGGCGACUUUCUCUCUGAAUGCUGUCCGCAGCCUGUAGUAAAUUCGUGAAGAGGAGAAGAUAAUAAUCCAUAUUUAUUUACUUCGCCCCUCUAUUUACUACGGACUGAAUAUGAGAUCAGACGUUUAACAACACUCGGCCGUAUCUCUGCCUGCUUCUCUCCGACGUCGAUAAUAAUAUCCCUCCUUUUUAAUUACUUGGUAAUUCAGAAAAACGAGUGAGAUAAUAUUUAUUUACUACGACGGUCUUAAAGGAGAGCAUGUUGAUUAAGAUUUUCGUAGUUUACGGUGUUGGAUCUCUUGUCCGCCAUAAUAAUAUUGUGUGUCUUCCAAAACAUUCGGAGGGGCAGUAGUUAAGAGGGGGCAAUUAGCGGAGUGAACAUUUUGUGCGACUGAACUAAAAAAAUUUUGGGAGUGAAUUUCUUCAACUUUGCUUAUUUAUACCAUUUUAGAUUCAUAGUGUGAAUCUCAACUCCUACGCGAUUUGGAUGCAAAUCUUCUAAAGGAUUAAAACUUUAGACGGAGACAGUGUCCAAAUUUUCGAGAAAACUGAAGAAAACAAAGUAAUUUUUGGAUGCAAAUUUGCUAAAGGAAUAAAACUUUAGACGGAGAGUGUCCAAUUUUGGAGAAACUUUGAAGAAAAAAAAGUAAUUAUCAGCAGAAAUUUCUACCGAAGGGGAGAGAGAAAUUUCUGUAAAAUGAACAAUACAAAUUUUAACAUCAAUGAAGCGCCUGUUGUUGCGGACAAGGAUACGGCGGUGCUGUAUGCGUCCGAAAUUAUUAAAGAUCGUCUCUACUUUGCCACCCUGCGAGGAAAUUAUCGACUCAAGUCAACCUUGAAUACUCAUUACUUCACGAUAGACGAUGAAUUCAUUUAUGAAAACUUCAACUCUGAUUUUGGUCCCUUGAACUUGGCGAUGCUGUAUCGAUACUGUCAAAAACUGAAUGCGAAAUUAGCGGCGACAUCACUGGCCAGGAAAAGAUUAAUUCACUACGCUAGUGCGGAUCCUCAGAAAAGAGUAAAUGCAGCUUUCCUAGUGGGAGCGUAUUCGAUCAUUUACUGUGAAAAGUCAGCAGACGAAGCAUAUCGAAGCCUACUUGGCCCAAACGGUCCACCAUUUGUAUCAUUUAGGGACGCCUCUUUCGGCGCAGCUUCUUUUUACCUCACCCUGUUGGAUGUUUUUAAUGCACUGCACAAAGCGAUGAAAAACAAGUUUUUUGAUUUUCGAGAUUUUGACGUUGAGGAGUAUGAAUAUUAUGAGCGUGUAGAGAAUGCGGACUUGAACUGGCUAGUCCCGGAAAAAUUUAUUGCUUUCUGCGGUCCACACCCUAAAUCUAAAAUACUGAAUGGAUAUCCUUUGCACGCACCGGAAUCGUAUUUUAAUUAUUUCCGAGAAAACAAUGUCACCACCAUUGUUCGUCUCAACAGGAAAAUGUACGACUCCUCCAGAUUCACUCGAUCUGGCUUUCAGCAUAAGGAUUUGUUCUUCACUGAUGGAAGUACUCCUAGUGAUGCAAUUAUGAAACUGUUUAUGGAAGCUGCUGAAAAAACUUCUGGAGCAUUAGCAGUUCAUUGCAAAGCUGGACUUGGGCGGACUGGAUCACUGAUCGGUUGUUAUAUCAUAAAGCACUUUGACUUCACGGCCCGAGAGGCUAUUGCAUGGGUCCGGUUGUGCCGGCCAGGGUCAGUCAUCGGCUUGCAGCAAGAAUGGUUGGAGGACAAGCAAGAAUAUUUAAAAGCGCAAGGCGAACAGAUGAAACUAGAAAACAAAAAGAAUAAUAACGCGCCAAUUCACAAGUUUACGUGGCCAAUUUACAGCAUUAAGCGAAAAUAUGGCAAAUCAAUACAAGAUAUUGAAAAUGCUAAUACUUCUUAUGCGUCGGGUGACAAAGUUAGGUCAAUUCUGGCCCAAGUUGGAUCCAUGAAGUUGAGUGAAGACGGAGAAGAUAACAAUGAAGACUAUGAGGUGUCCUCUGGUGAUAAUGAUGAAGGAAACGGAGAUGAUACCGAAGUGACGCAAGGAGAUAUGCUGAACAGAAUUAAAGCACUUCGCCAAAUGCCCUCUGCAAUUGAGGCUGCUGCAACUGCAUCAACAACCAACAAAAAUAUAGGCACAUCCAUAUCAACCUACAGAAAUGCUACUCGAAGGAACGGUAAUAUUUCUACCGACACUCGAGAAUCCUCUCGAUUGAAACGAGCAGCUGGGUCCAACGCCACAACCACUUCCAGUAAAAGACCGUAUCGUGAUGAUGCUAAUUGUGGGUCUGCACGGCUACUGACAUUGUCGAAAGUGACGUUGCCUUCAGCCGAGUUAACUAGCUCUAACAACAACCCGCCCCCAACAAACCCUCCCUCAGAAACUAGUGAACUUGAAGCCCCCCGUAACAAAUCCAAAAAAAAUUAUGUAUGCAGUCGAAGCAGUAGCACCGGAAUCGCUGACGGUGGUGUCACUCGUCCAGUGACCCGAUCCGUCACGAGGCUUGCUUCACCGCCGCGAGAAAUCCUCACCCCUUGUCCCAAGACUUUCCGCAGCAGCAAGCGUGCUCCUUGGAGUUCCACGACCACCACUGACUCUAACACCACCACGACCACGAAGGACAAGGUGUCGUCUGGUGUGAAGACGUCGGCAAAGUCUGCAACGUCCCUAUCUCUUGGAAAACUUCCCCCAAUCGCGGUACGAAACCCGUUACAAAUUGUGGGCAAGAAGGAUAAAUCUGCGGCAAGUAAUUUAAACGCCACCACCACUUCGAGAAUGAGAACUACCUCGAAAUCCAGAGCGGAUAACAAUGCCAACAACAACAACAACGAUAACGAGAGUAACGACGUUACUCCCACCACCUCCAAAUCUCUAGCUACGAAAAAAAGUGACAAAAAGGCUAGUGCCUCUGCUACAAAUACAACAGGGAAUCAAAACAAGACUACAACCGUAGUAAACCAUAAAAUACGACCGACAAGUCUUCAACAGAAAAAGAUCGCCCAAACGGUCAAAGCCACAUAUUCCCACCUUCUGUAAUUAUUAUUUUUCGCCAUGAAAGUGACACCGGUACUUUUUUUAAUUGAGGACAAAUUACAUGACCUUCUUGUAAAUAUCUAUGUGAAUGUAAGUAAGUUCAACCAGUGUAUGUAUAUAAUGUAAGACUUAUUAUGUGACGAUCUACAGAUAUUAUAAACCUAAUUCCAAUGUAAACUGUGGCUCCAUAAUUUCAGUUAUAAUUUAAUCUCCAUAUAUGUAAUAAUACAUACAUAGUUUUACCUGGAGUCGGAAAAAUUCCAAAGAUCUUCUCAUGCAGCAGACUACCUAGUCGACUUCUUAAAACAAUCGUGAACAACACAAGUGGAAUUUUAUUUUUAAAUUGUAGUUAAAAAUAAUUAUGUAGGAAACGGGAAAGAAGGUAUGAUUAUUAUUCAUCUUUUAAAACCAACCUAGUUGAUGCAUGCUUGCACACCAGGUAGAUAAUAUCAAGAUUUAAGUGGCUGUAGCCGGUACGAGUUACGUUUUUUCAAUAGAUUUUCAUUUGUUCGUGAUAUAUAUUGGAAAAAUAUGUAUGGAUCUCAAUAGUCGGAAAGGGACAAAAGUUAUGAAUAUUUUCAGAAAUGGGAAAAGCAAGACUUCUAGAGAGAGAGAUUAUUAUUGUGAGACUACACAUACGAUAUGUUUUUAAUUCGUCGAACAUGGAGUGCAAAGUAGUGAAGAUAAUUGUUAAAAAAAUCGUUCUUUUACAUGGUUUCAAUUUACAUAUUUGUGGUAGGAAAAAAAGGACUACAAACAUCACGCCAAAUGAGCUAGUAUACUUUUAAGUCAUCCAAUACCGAAAAAGUACCAUAUACAGAAGUAGUUUAUGCAGUUUUAGUUUGUGUAUGUAUCUAGAUUCAGAUUUAUCCUCCACAACUUGUGGACCACAAAUAAAAAUGUCACGCGUUAUGUAUGGACGGAAAUUUCAUGUGAAGUUUGACGAUUGAUUGAUUAUUACCACAAUUAGAUGAAAACGUAGUUUGUAGGAGUAGAAUAUAAUGACUAGUGAACAACUUUAUAAUGGGUGGUGCAAUUGUAAACCGUCUUUUAAAGUAUAAAUGUUAUCUUUUUUGACUAUCUAUGUAUCUAUACAUAUGUACAUGCAUAUAUCUAUCUAUAUAUGAAAUCAUUAGAAUCGUAAUGUUUCCAAUAAUUAUGUGAAAAUUUCCUAUCUUCAUGUUGUCAAAAUAAAAAUCUCGAGGAGUCACAA
This is a messenger RNA of Folsomia candida, 4343 nucleotides long. It is a transcript of the gene cdc14, whose product is annotated as dual specificity protein phosphatase CDC14C. Gene Ontology annotation, cellular component: nucleolus; centrosome; kinociliary basal body. Bases 818 to 3133 code for a protein of 771 amino acids. Gene Ontology annotation, biological process: positive regulation of cytokinesis; protein dephosphorylation; cilium assembly. Gene Ontology annotation, molecular function: protein tyrosine/serine/threonine phosphatase activity; protein serine/threonine phosphatase activity. Lineage: Eukaryota; Metazoa; Arthropoda; Collembola; Entomobryomorpha; Isotomidae. The record is from RefSeq and is a predicted model, not a curated record. The transcript is spliced from 13 exons.